GCCAAGUAAUAACGACACAUGACCAUGUUUACACGAGAACAGGUGAGUUGGACGAGUGUUGCGUUUAGAGUCUCGGGAAGAGGUGUGGCUACCUUGGAAAAAGCGGAGGCGGAGAGAAGAGCCGUAGAAAUGCACAGGGCCAUCAUGGAUCACUUGUCUCGGUGUGUGUGUAGUUGAGACUCAACUGUCAGCCCCAGAGAAACCUGUUUUCAUCCACGACCAAAAAAGAGGAGAAUAUAGAAGGAAUCUUCCACAUCUUGUAACUUUUGGCCUGCCACAUAAAGGCAGGUGGACCAACCCAUGGUGAUGGACCAAGACACUCAGUGGCUGUAUCACCUCCUAGCUGAUGUCCAGUUGGAGCAGUUCUAUAUGCGGGUCAGAGAUGGUCUCAACAUCACCCGCUUGGAGCACUUUCACUAUUGCAGGGAGAACGACCUGGAGAGCAUAGGAAUUAGCAAACCUGCUCAGCGGAGAUUAUGGGAAGCUUUGAAACGAUACAAAACAGUUCCACGUCCGAGACUGGUGAUGUCCAAGGGUUCAGGAGAGCAGGUUGGCGGUCAGAGAAGGAGUUCAGAAGGAGGCAGCCGGGCUCUUCCCUCUCUGAUACAGGACAGCGAGCUGGCCUUGGGCGAGAGGCUCGGCGCUGGCUCCUUUGGGGUGGUGAAGAAAGGAGACUGGCACUCACCCACAGGGAUGGUGCUGCCUGUAGCAGUGAAAUCACUCAGAGGUAGUGGGUCCAAGCAGACAGAAAUGCUGAAGGACUUCCUCCAGGAAGUCACAGUCAUGCAGUCAUUGGAUCACCCCAAUAUUAUACGGCUUUAUGGCGUGGUGCUCACACAGCCGUUGAAGAUGGUGACUGAGCUCGCCCCUUUGGGUUCACUGUACGACACCCUGCGCUCACGCCAGUACGAGUACCCCCUGCUCCGCCUCUGGUACUUCGCUACUCAGAUUGCAGCAGGUAUGGAGUAUCUGGAGUCGAGGAGGUUCAUUCACAGGGACCUGGCAGCCAGAAAUGUUCUACUGGCCUCCAAGGAGUUGGUGAAGAUUGGAGACUUUGGUCUGAUGCGAGGCCUGAGCAAAGAGGCAGAUCACUAUGUCAUGUCUGCAAACAAACGAAUCCCAUUUGCAUGGUGUGCUCCUGAGAGUCUCCGUGUCGGCUCCUUCUCUCACGCCUCGGACGUGUGGAUGUUUGGCGUCACCCUGUGGGAGAUGUUCACGUACUGUGAAGAGCCCUGGUUCGGGCUGUCGGGACGACAGAUCCUGUGGCGAGUGGAAGGCGACGGCGAUCGCCUAGAAAAACCGCCGGAUUGUCCUCAAGAACUUUACAGCGUCAUGAAGAAGUGCUGGGCUCUCAGGGCUCCUGACAGACCAACCUUUGCUCAGCUCACCACUAUCGUGAAAGAGGCCAGACCGAUGGAGGUGCAAGUAACGAGGGGCUUUUCAGAACCAAGAAAACUCCAGCUGGUGCCCAACGACACUGUGACGGUCAUAGACCACAGUCUGGAGCUGAGUGAGUGGAAAGGCCAGAAUCAGAAGACGCUAAUGGUCGGCGGGUUUCCUGCCAGCAUCUGUGUGCCUUGUCGUUCUGCUAGUCCUUCCACUGUUACUUCUCCAUCUUCCAUGACAUCCAACUUCCUUCUUCCAAAUCCCAGGCCCGUUUCUUACAUAGCCAUCCCUGUGAAGGGCAGCAUGCAGCCCAAGGGGCAUGGAGACAUCAAUCCUGUGCGCGGCUGGGGAACGCCUGAGGGUUCUGACAACUGGGGGACGGUUCCUAGCAGGAUAAAAGAAGAAUCCAAUCUAAAGAAAAUGAAGGGGAUGUCCAGAAGUCUGGAGACGGUCUUGAGUGGAUCUGGGUCUGAAGAUCAAGCCAUUGAUGUGGUCAGGUCGGGCCCAGGUAACAGACUUGUCCCCCCUGGGGCUCAAAGUAUGGUGCACCAGGACCCGCGUCGAUUCAGCGAGGCCAGUAUCAUCGCUCCUCCUCGACCUCCUCUUCCCAACAUAAAGCGUUUCAUACCCAAAUCUCAGUCUCAGAGGAGACCCCCGUCUGUUGCACCUCAAGCUUCCAACUGGUCCCCGCAUAUUAUCAUUAGCCCUCCGCAGCAACAGUCACACCUUCAACUCCAUCCGUCUCAGGCGCAGUUCGUUGGAGUUUCUAACCUGGUUAACAUGAGCCCCAUGGCCCGGUCCAGUCCUCAGCUGGACGACAACACAGACAAUAGAGAGAAAAAUCGAGAAAAGGACAGAGUCAGAGAGCGGGACAAAUCACCUCAGGUCCCGCACACGAAGGAGAGUCUCGUCUCACAGAUUAUGAAGGUGGUACAUGGAGUGACCACCGAGGAGGUUCACGCCGCAUUACAGAGGAACGACUGGAAUCCAGUACGAGCUGAGCAACAUCUGAAGCUGGAGCGACUGUUCUCUCUGAGCCUUUGCUCCAGAGAAGACUGCCUGAGGAUCCUCAACAAAUACCAGUGGAACCUGGAGAUGGCCAGUCGCUACCUGCUACGACUGCCUCCAAACGACCAUCCAGGUCCUGCGGACAGGGAGCGCCCACAGAUCAGCCAAGGCAGACGAGUCUGAGAGUAUUUUUCCUGACUGCCCCGGCUGUUUGCUACUCUUGCUUUGUAACACGGGGAUGUUUUGACAUCCUAGUUUACCGUGACAAACAGAAUCCAGUCCGACGCUUUAACACUGUCCUCAACAUUGGAAUAGGUGCAAAAGUUCACUCCAGUGGAGAUUGAAACUGAAAAACUACAGAUUUAUGGAGCACAUUGACCUUGUAUUUCUAAAAUGUUGUGAAAAUGUUUUGUAUUUUUAAUAUUCAGCACACUGCAUUACUUUCGGUGUUGUACAGUGAUACAUUUGUAUAUAUUGCACAUUUCGUUAAUAAACGUUUCAACCUGG
Molecule: messenger RNA, 2901 nt
Organism: Cynoglossus semilaevis (tongue sole)
Lineage: Eukaryota; Metazoa; Chordata; Actinopteri; Pleuronectiformes; Cynoglossidae
Gene: tnk1
Product: tyrosine kinase, non-receptor, 1
Exons: 15
Coding region: 301-2577 (758 amino acids)
Biological process (GO): protein phosphorylation
Molecular function (GO): ATP binding; protein tyrosine kinase activity
Source: RefSeq, a predicted model, not a curated record